AUGCCGCUGCAGACUGAGAUCCUGCGUGAAGUCUGGGCAGCUGACAGGGGUGAGAAGCGGAGGAAGAAGAAAGAGAAAGCAGAGGAGGAAAGUGGCAAGGACCCCUACUCCAAACUCACCAAGGAACCUCGGAAGAAGAAGGAGGGCCCCGCCCCCCGCUCCUACACGGCCAAGGGGCCCAAGAAGCAACAAGAGCCAGCUGAGGAUUCCGAGGAUGAGGAGGUGGAGGAGGAGAUGGAGAAUAAAGACCUACCGAAAAAGCUCAAUAAGAAGCUGCUCAAAGAACCUCCCUUGGUGAGCCGGGAGAAGAAGCUGAAGCCAAAGGACAAGAGUGACCCUGAAAGCAAAGCCAGACCUGCCAAAAGCACCAAGAAGGAGUCCAUGUCCAUGUUCCAGGUGAACGGGAGAAAAAAAGCAGAAGAAAAUCAAGAAGAAGCCACCACCGGCAGUGAUGAGGAGGAUGAUUCUGACUCCAGCACCAAGCCCCAUCAGGUCAGAGAGAAGAAGAACCCAGUGUCCCUCUUCCAGACUGGAGGGGACCCCCCCAAGGAAAAGAAGACCAAAAAGAAAGCCAAGAGUGACGAGGAGACUCUGGAGACCCCACAAAAGAAUUCCAACAGGAAGGGAAAAGUGAAGAAAUCAAAAAGGCAAAAGAGGGAGAGGCCCCCAUCACCCAUCAUCGAGGUGGACCACCUGGAGGAGUUUGUGCUGCGGCCUGCACCACAGGGAGUGACCAUCAAGUGCCGAGUGACCCGAGACAAGAAGGGGAUGGACCGGGGGCUUUAUCCCACCUAUUACCUCCAUUUGGAUAAUGACAAGAAGGUAUUCCUCCUCGCGGGGAGGAAGCGUAAGAAGAGCAAAACCUCCAACUACCUCAUCUCCAUUGACCCCACUGACCUGUCACGGGGAGGAGAGAACUUCAUUGGGAAGCUGAGAUCCAACCUGAUGGGUACGAAGUUCACAGUGUUUGACAACGGUGCAAACCCUGACAGGGCAAAUGCCAACUGGUCAAACGUGCGUCAAGAGCUUUCAGCUGUGGUCUACGAGACCAAUGUUUUAGGGUUCAAAGGCCCCCGGAAGAUGACAGUCAUCAUCCCUGGGAUGAACUCUGACAAUGAGAGGGUGCCUAUCCGGCCCCGAAACGAUAAUGAUGGCCUCCUGAUGCGAUGGCAGAACAGGAACAUGGACAAUAUCAUUGAGCUGCACAACAAGGCACCGGUGUGGAAUGAUGAGACCCAGUCCUAUGUCCUCAACUUCCAUGGCAGGGUCACCCAAGCCUCUGUCAAAAACUUCCAGAUCGUGCAUGACAGUGACCCUGACUACAUCGUGAUGCAGUUUGGGCGUGUGGCAGAUGAUGCUUUCACCAUGGACUACAACUAUCCUCUGUGUGCAGUGCAGGCCUUUGCCAUUGCCCUCUCCAGCUUUGAUGGGAAGCUGGCCUGCGAGUAGCACCCAUGCUGGGGCCAAUGGGACCACCAGGGCUGCUGGGACUAUUUGGCCACUAGGGCCACUGUGGCUGCUAGGGCUACUGGGGUGACCAGGACCACUGGUGCUGCUGUGUCUACUUAAGGCCACCAGAGCUGUUGAGACCACCAAGGCCACUGAGGCUGACCACUGCUACUGAGGGUUACAUGGGCUGCUGGGACUGCUGUGCUUACUAAGGCCACUAGGGCUGCAGGGGUCACUGGGUCUGCUGGGAUUAACCAGGGCCACCAUGGCCAUUCAGGCUGCCAGAACCAUCUGUCCGUGCCCACUGGAUGCUCCUGCAUCUCCAUCCUGCUCUGCUUUCUCCAUCUCUACUGUCUGCCAGGCCAGUACUCAAUGGCUGCAGCCACUCCUGGGGUGACUCAAGGUGCCUCAGGGCACUGUGGGGCACUCAGCCAGCCACAGUCACCCUCUCUGGGGACAGAUCACCAGUCUGGGGCAGAUGGCACAAUCAGGCCAGGGUAUAUUUAGCAGAUGAGGCUGUGUGAUCUCGACCUCAUCUCUCUGAGAUGUUUCUUGGACUUAGAUCCUGGAAACUUAUUCCUCUUUUGGAUUCUGGUUUGUAUUGUGUGGCUCAAUAUCUCAGUGAGAGGGUGGGCUCUUUGGUCUGUGUUUCCUCAUCCCUCUCAUGAGCCCACAUGCAACCAGGGUCUGCCCAAGCUCCUGGCGAAGAGCCUGCCCAUCUUAAUGUUGACCAGGCACCAAACUCGUAUUUUACCCCAUUUUUCCCUGGCACAGGUAAUGUGUGGCACUAAUGGUGUCUUUUUCAUGUCCUGAGCUCUCCACGCCAGUGGCUGGAUGCCUUUGGGGAUCUGGAUCCUUGAGGAGCAGCCUGAAACCCAGAGCACCAGCAGCACGUGGACACAUGCCAAGGGAAGGUAGUGCUGGUGAAGGAGGGUUGGCAGCCACGUGAGGCAGGGCUUGGCUGGGUUGGUGCCACCAGGAGGGACUGGAAGCAAAAACUCUGGGUGCACCAGGAAGCACCAGGGUGACUCACACGGUGUGGCUUGGUGCUGAGUCAUGCUCAGCACCUGUCUGGGCCUGGCUGAGUCCCCUUUUUGGUGGUGGUCUGAACCCCUACCCCCAAGUUAAUGCUGCAAGAGGUCACUGAUGCAGCAGAUGUGAUUUUAACAGAGGGAUACUUGCCCUCAAGGAGCAGUGUCAGAACAUGGCCUGAACCCAUCCCCAUGGGGAGCUGGGGACGUAUAACAGUAACAACGAGACCAUGAGCUGCAACUGGACCACUGGCCAACAUCUGCACCAGCAGCUCUGCUGUUGGAGUCCAGGUUUUCCCACCAGCUGCACGACUCCAGGCUCCAUGAUUCAUCAGCAGAUGCAGAGGAAGAUGGAGGUGGACAGCUGGGGGGACAACAGACCAGCAUGGGACAUUGUCCCCUUACCCAUGUGGUGAGAUCAGAGAUUUUCUAAGGGGAGAAGCAGAGCCCAUGGUUUGGGGCCAGCAUCCCCUGGCUAGGUGUGGCCAGGAAACAUGGGGAAAACGAGUGCUUUCUGCCCCAAAUCCAGCCACGGAUCCAACAUCUGUUUGGAAUCGAGAGAGGCUUAGCUGAUGGUCAGGCUCACACCCGUUCCUGCUUCCUCUGGUGGAAGCAGAAAAGCUGAAGUAGGGUGAGAGAGAUGGGUUUGGGCUUCCCAGCCUCCUGCUGGAGCACAAACUUCCAUUAUCACAACAGCUCUCUGGGGAGUUUCUCCCUUCUAUUGCCCAGAAAGUCUCCAUGCUGCCCCUUGUUGCUUGCAAGUCACUCAGGAUUCCCAGCCUGUGGCCCAAGCAGAGCAGAACCCAUCUGCCCUGGGUGUUCCACACGAUGCCUGCCCCAUCCCAGAACAGCUGCCACCUCAGCUGCCUACCCCACAUCCCUUCGACAAACCCUCUAACCCAAACCAACUGCAGCACAGGAAAACAAAUGAAAGCAAUUGAAGACGGCGCUGGGUAUUGGGGCCUUUGUUUGCGCUGGCUGCUAACAGCAGAGGAGAGGAUGGAAGCAGUUGAGAUGUGGAUCAGCUUUGGCUGAUGGAAAGUGUGACGGAUGCACCAGCAGACCAAUGGCUGGGGAUGCUGGGGUUGUGCGUGGGUGUGAAAGGAAUGCUCACUGCGAGGCAAGAUCAAAAAAAAAACCCCAACCAAAACCAAAUAAAAACAGAGGAGAAGGAGCCUUAUCAGCA
Molecule: messenger RNA, 3666 nt
Organism: Pogoniulus pusillus (Red-fronted tinkerbird)
Lineage: Eukaryota; Metazoa; Chordata; Aves; Piciformes; Lybiidae
Gene: TULP1
Product: TUB like protein 1
Biological process (GO): protein localization to cilium
Cellular component (GO): cilium
Molecular function (GO): actin filament binding
Source: RefSeq, a predicted model, not a curated record